This is a messenger RNA of Besnoitia besnoiti, 1350 nucleotides long. Its product is annotated as putative beta-tubulin. Gene Ontology annotation, cellular component: microtubule; cytoplasm. The record is from RefSeq and is a predicted model, not a curated record. Lineage: Eukaryota; Apicomplexa; Conoidasida; Eucoccidiorida; Sarcocystidae. Gene Ontology annotation, biological process: microtubule cytoskeleton organization; mitotic cell cycle. Bases 1 to 1350 code for a protein of 449 amino acids. Gene Ontology annotation, molecular function: structural constituent of cytoskeleton; GTP binding; GTPase activity. The transcript is spliced from 4 exons.
AUGCGUGAGAUCGUCCACAUCCAGGCCGGCCAGUGCGGCAACCAGAUCGGCGCAAAGUUCUGGGAAGUCAUCUCCGACGAGCACGGCGUCGACCCGACUGGCACGUACACGGGAGACAGCGACUUGCAGCUGGAGAGAAUCAACGUCUUCUACAAUGAAGCCACUGGAGGCCGCUUCGUGCCCCGUGCGAUCCUGAUGGAUCUUGAGCCCGGCACCAUGGACAGCGUGCGCGCCGGUCCUUUCGGCCAGCUCUUCCGCCCGGACAACUUUGUCUUCGGACAGACCGGUGCAGGAAACAACUGGGCCAAGGGUCACUACACCGAGGGUGCCGAGCUCAUCGACAGUGUGCUGGACGUCGUCCGCAAAGAGGCUGAGGGCUGCGACUGCUUGCAGGGCUUCCAGAUCACCCACAGUCUCGGUGGCGGUACUGGUUCGGGCAUGGGUACCUUGCUCAUCAGCAAAGUCCGUGAGGAGUACCCCGACCGUAUCAUGGAAACCUUUUCUGUUUUCCCGUCUCCCAAGGUCUCGGACACUGUUGUGGAGCCCUACAACGCGACGUUGUCAGUGCACCAACUGGUUGAGAAUGCCGAUGAGGUCCAGGUCAUCGACAACGAGGCCUUAUACGAUAUUUGCUUCCGCACGCUCAAGCUCACCACCCCCACUUACGGCGACCUGAACCAUCUUGUGUCUGCCGCCAUGAGCGGUGUCACGUGCUCUCUACGUUUCCCGGGUCAGCUCAACAGCGACUUGAGAAAGUUGGCUGUCAACCUGAUCCCGUUCCCGCGUCUCCAUUUCUUCCUUAUUGGCUUUGCGCCCCUGACGUCGCGUGGCUCUCAGCAGUACCGCGCUCUGACUGUCCCGGAGCUGACCCAGCAGAUGUUCGACGCCAAGAACAUGAUGUGCGCCUCCGACCCCCGCCACGGCCGCUACCUCACCGCCUGCGCCCUCUUCCGUGGCCGCAUGUCCACCAAGGAGGUAGACGAGCAGAUGCUCAACGUUCAGAACAAGAACUCGUCCUACUUCGUCGAGUGGAUCCCCAACAACAUGAAGAGUGCUGUCUGCGAUAUCCCGCCCAAGGGUCUCAAGAUGAGUGUCACAUUCGUUGGAAACAGCACCGCCAUCCAAGAGAUGUUCAAGCGCGUUUCCGAGCAGUUCACUGCCAUGUUCAGGCGCAAGGCUUUCCUUCACUGGUACACCGGCGAGGGUAUGGACGAGAUGGAGUUCACUGAGGCCGAGUCGAACAUGAACGACCUGGUUUCCGAAUAUCAGCAGUACCAGGACGCUACCGCGGAGGAGGAAGGAGAGUUUGAGGAAGAAGAAGGUGCCAUGGAUGCCGAGGGCGAAGCAUAA